UUUUACUUGGUUGCGUUUAAUUUCAUUUUUUCCCAAGUGUUCAAAUACACUCAUACUUAUAUAUAUACACACGUAUACGUACCAAAAAAGAGAAAUUCAAUGGUUUCUUCAGACAAAAAAUUGGCUAAUGUUGUUGGAGGCAAAUCAAUUAGGGCUUGCGAUAGCUGCGUUAGAAAACGUGCCUCGUGGUAUUGCACGGCCGACGAUGCAUUCCUAUGCCAAUCGUGCGACUCCACGGUCCACUCAGCGAACCCUCUUGCUCGCAGGCAUGAGAGAGUUUGCCUGAAGACCGUGUUGCCCUCGGUCAAACCUUUUGACCGUGGACUCAGAAUCUCUGUGCCUUCCUGGCAUCAGGGUUUCACCAGGAAGGCACGGACCCCGAGGAAGGGAAAGCACACCAAGUGCGGCCCUACUGACGGGCGAUUCCUCAGCACCGACCGCACCCACAACCACCUCGUCCCGGAGAUCUCAGGCGAGGAGAACUCGCACGACGACGAGCAAUUGCUCUACCGGGUCCCGAUAUUCGACCCGUCGGUCGCCGAAUUGUGCAUUUCGGUGAACUCGAACGAGGCCGUCGUCGGGAACCCGAACGACGGGGAGAUCACGCCGGGUUCUGCACCCGGAUUCGACGGGUUUCUUCCGUCGGAAUUGGAUCUUGCCGAAUUCGCGGCGGAUGUUGAGAGCUUGCUAGGGAAAGGUCUUGAUGAGGAGGCAUUCGACAUUGAAGGGCUUGGGAUUUUGGAUGAUGAGAGGAAGAGGGAGAGGGAGAGGGAGAGUGGUUUGGGGAGUGAGAAGGUGAAAGUUGAGCAUGAUGAGGAGAUUGAUCAUCUAAAUAUUGAUGGUGAAUAUAUUGGUGUUGGGAGAGAAACAUUCGAGUUGAAUUUCGCCUAUGAUUCUCCUAUAAAUGGUGAAGAUGAGGAAUUGGACACAAAAGAAAUAAGCAUGGAGCAAAUUUUUGGGAGCAAUUUUGAAGAUUCUAACAAAGUCUUUGAUCAUGAUGAGGAUGAUGCUAAGAAGAUCUUCUUGAGGCUAAACUACGAGGGCAUUCUGUCCGCGUGGGACGAGGAGUCUCCGUGGACGACCGGGGAGCGACCGAAGGUGAACCCUAACGAUUGGCUGUCUGAUUUUGUGGGCACGUGUGGGGCAGUACAUGUCUACGGAGACAUCGGGAUGAUGGGCGGGCAGCAGGCGCGUGCGGGGGGCGACGGAGGGAGAGAAGCGCGGGUGUCGAGGUAUAGAGAGAAGCGGCGGACAAGGUUGUUUUCAAAGAAAAUAAGGUACGAGGUUCGGAAAUUGAAUGCAGAGAAGAGGCCUCGGAUGAAAGGGAGGUUUGUGAAGAGAGCAAAUUUUGUGGCAUCGGCGGCUUUAGCAUUGAUCAAUAAAUAAGGUUUUGUUUUAACAGUGAAAUGUCGUGUUAACGAUUUGGUAACUGCCUUAAUGAAUUUUUUUCUGUAUAGCAAUUGUUUAUUAUUCUUUUGCAGAAUCUAAAUUUUUUCCAACCUAAAUUGAUUGAUUUUAUUGAAA
Messenger RNA from Salvia splendens (bonfire salvia), 1524 nucleotides. Its product is annotated as zinc finger protein CONSTANS-LIKE 16. Bases 100 to 1386 code for a protein of 428 amino acids. Gene Ontology annotation, biological process: regulation of DNA-templated transcription. NCBI's taxonomy places the organism in Eukaryota, Viridiplantae, Streptophyta, Magnoliopsida, Lamiales, Lamiaceae. Gene Ontology annotation, cellular component: nucleus. The record is from RefSeq and is a predicted model, not a curated record. Gene Ontology annotation, molecular function: zinc ion binding; protein binding. The transcript is spliced from 2 exons.